AAGCACUGAACCUGGAUCAAGAAGCAGCUUGAGCAUGCGUGGGAGGGUAGCACCAUGAUCUCCUUGCCGCUCCCUGGAAUCCUGGCACUGACACAAGCGAGUGGUACCAUUCGUCCUGGUCAGCCUGCUGUUGGGAGCAACUGCCACGGAGCAAAGGCCACGAACCUCACCUCCAUCUUGCCUCUCAGCAUCGCCAGUGCGGCAGCCAGCGCGCUCGGUCGAGCAAGGGCCACGCGCGCCUCGCGGAAGGCGGAGAUCAGUCGCAGGCAAAAGCUCCUCACACUUGGGAACCUGGCACCUGUGGUGAUGUCAAAUCCUGCAGAGGCCAAGACGGCCUCUAGCGUGGGCUUAGGCACGUGUUGCCUCAAAGGCCAAGCCAGCGAGGACCAGGUCCGGGCUUCUGACGGGCUGGAAGGCGUCUAUGAAGGUUUGAAGAUUGGCUAUCGCCUUUUGGACACUGCCAGCCAUUAUGAGAACGAAGGCAACAUUGCUGAUGCGAUCCGCAGGUCUGGCAUCCCCAGGGAAGAUGUCUUCUUGAUCACAAAGAUUUGGUUCGAUGACAUGGGGGAACGAGCCGCGCCGGCGUUCCAGGAGUCCCUGAAACGCCUCCAGACCGACUACGUGGACCUACUCUUGAUUCACUUCCCUGGCACCAACGACGCUGUCCAGAGCCCUGCGGCCAAUGCCAAGCGGAGGGCAGAGACCUGGCGGGUGCUGGAGGAGGCGAAAGCGGCCCAGCAGGCUAGGUCCAUUGGGGUGGCGAACUUCACGCGUAGGCAUUUGAAACAACUUCUGGCCACCUGCAAAGAGUCGCCAGAGGUGAUGCAAACUGAAGUUCAUCCAUACUUCCAGCAACCUGAGCUUUUGGAGUUGUGCCGCCAGAAGAAUCUGAAGAUCCAAGCGUUUUCCCCUUUGGCACAUGGUGAGUUAGGACUUCUCAACGACCGCCUUCUGACGGGCAUCGCUGCGAAGUACCAGCGAAGUGUGGCGCAGGUGGUGUUGCAAUGGCUGCUUCAACAGGACAUUACCCCAAUCGCGUUCAGCGGGUCUCCAAAGAACAUGAUGGAGAACUUCGCUGUCAAAGAUUUCUCAUUGACUUCUCAAGAGAUGGACCGGAUAAGUUUUCUGGACCGUGGUCCCAACGCAAGGGUCGGCUUUGACCCAAAUCUCAUUGCUUAA
This is a messenger RNA of Durusdinium trenchii, 1179 nucleotides long. The record is from the annotation of a GenBank genome assembly. Lineage: Eukaryota; Dinophyceae; Suessiales; Symbiodiniaceae.